Angiostrongylus costaricensis is the source of this 282-nucleotide messenger RNA. Lineage: Eukaryota; Metazoa; Nematoda; Chromadorea; Rhabditida; Metastrongylidae. The record is from the annotation of a GenBank genome assembly.
AUGUGCCGAGCGAAAUUUCUGGUAAGCAUCAUGACCAUCUUUCCAGCUAACGACAGUCAACGUGCUAUACGCUUGCAACUAGUCGUAGAUUUGGAAGCAGAAGACUUGAGUGUGGAUGAAACCAUACAACCUCAAGUUGAAGAAGAUAAUAUUGAUGUUACUGAAGAAAAUCGUGAAUAUGAGACACUUGGAGAUCAAAUUGGAGAAGAUCCUAUUGUUCUCACUGACGAAAGUGGUGAGCGUUUACUACAUGUCUCGUUUUUUAGACUCGCAAAGGCAUAG